ACCAUACGCGUGCGCCCGUGAGGGGCAGAGAAAUUAAACCAAAACCAACUGACGUAAUUUGGUCGGGUUCAUUGUUCCCCACUAUAACAACGGUAGACAACAAAAAGCGUCUACGUCACUUAGGAGUUUUUAGAAGUAGGCAGAAAUGAAAAGUAAGACUAAUAGCAUAACAAGGACAAACAAUAAUAGCGCUUUCUCUGCUACUCCUUCUGAAAGUUCCAUAAAUCCAUAAAACCAUCCCGAACGGUCAUUACCCCCCACCUCCAACGUCUAAUCCAUUUAUAUACUAUAUUCAUGCUUUUUCUACAGACAAAUUGAUUUGCCAGGGUAAAAUUUGAAUUCCUUUUUUUCACAGAGGUAGGAUCACUCUUUUCAUAACCAACUAGUUCAUUAUUGAACCUCCUCGCACCCACCGGCAUCCAAAAGAAAACAAACGUCAAUCAGUCAAACGUCACCCCGGCAAACGUCAUCCAACAAAAAUGGCAUGCAGGCAUGAAUCGGCCUUUUGUGUACGACAUCCAUGACGACAGCCGGCCGAGCCUGUGGUCGCGGACGAGCACUACGUUGAACAAGUGGCUGUGGGUCGCGCUGUGCUGCGGCGUGCCUGGGAUACCAUGCUAUUUUUGUAAUUGCUGCGUGAGGAUUGAUCAUAACAGGGAUCGGGAAAGGACUAGAGUGCAUCGUAAGUUUGAGUCAACGGGCACAGCGGCGGAGCGUAUAGCGCGACCGCACCGGCCUCACGCACCCGGCGGCCGCAAGUCCACCCCAGAGAUGCUUAGCGCCGUGCGCUGCGCGCUCUCACAACUACAAGGUGAGCCGGCUCCGCCUCUGCCCGGCAAAGAUUCUUCAGAGAGCGGCAAGCGGGAUGCAAAGGCCGAUGCCGUUCUACAGCAGUGAGGUUACAUUCUUCUAAUUAACAUAGAAAAAGCUUAAAAAAUUGCAUAAAGUAACGCUUUGUAAUGCAACUUUGACAUCUGAAGACGACGUUUUGAGGUUACAGGACACGUAGCCAAGCCUAUUGAAAAGUAAAGAAUGUGUUGAAAGGAU
This is a messenger RNA of Cydia pomonella (codling moth), 1047 nucleotides long. RefSeq lists its product as uncharacterized. The record is from RefSeq and is a predicted model, not a curated record. The coding region runs from base 493 to 897 and encodes 134 amino acids. NCBI's taxonomy places the organism in Eukaryota, Metazoa, Arthropoda, Insecta, Lepidoptera, Tortricidae. The transcript is spliced from 3 exons.